AUGUUGGAAUUUGGUUUCCGUGUCUUGGCCUGGGUCAACGUGACCUUGGGUCUGCAGCUGGGUCUGGAGGUGACAGAGAACAUAGAAUAUGAAGCGGGAGGAGGUGGGUUGCAGCACUGCAGUGACCACGACUGCAGAGAGUUUUGGUGCCCAGACACAGCCUUGUUUAAUCCCAGUCUCCCCAGCAAUGGACAAGUGGUGGACCUGCUGGUGAGGAUCACAGUCUGUACACCAACGUGUAGUGAGUGCAGAAUGGGAACGGAAAUCAAAUCUGAGCAAGAUUACAGCUCCCCUCAGGUGGAGUUGAGGGCUUCAGUGGGGUUGAUAAAGACCGUGCUGAGAGGACGCAGUGACACGAGGUGGGACACUCUCAGGAUGCCUCGCUCUUUCCUGGUGAGGAGUAAGCGGUUUACCAGUUACCAGGGCCAGCGGUUCAAUGAAGAUGAUCACGUGAUCGGUCUGACAAACCCUUCGGUGGCUGGACAAGUGGAAUCUGGACCUCAGGGAACGCCGUCUCUUUUGAUUAAGUUGGAGGAGCCCUCGCGGAGUCUCAAACCCAUUGAGAAUUCCACCUCAGUCUGCGGCUCCCAGCCAAAGUGCUGGAGAGCUCCUCAGGCACACGCCAGCUCAGGAGAGGCAAGGGACGGCCUCCCAGCUUCUCGCGGAACAGACGAGGCAGUGUGCGAGAGAAGACCCAAGUGUGAGGAUCUCUGGAGACCUCGCUCUCCAUCAGGUUCAGACAAAGUGUUUCUCCCUUCGGAAGCUCCCGGGACACUGGGAUUACGAUGCAGGCCGUAUCCCUGGACAGGAUACUCCACAGUCAGACUCAAACACCUGGUUGAGGAUUACCUGUCACCAGUGUUGGAGCCCAGAGCCAGUGUCCAGAAGCCGGACAGCGCACAAGACAUUGAGGACAACAGCCACAUCCUCUUCACUCAGAGAGGCAGGCACAGAGCUCCGUAUGACUGCAGCAAAUGUGACAAGGGCUUUUCAACUCCACAUGGGUUGGAGGUUCAUGUCCGAAGAUCGCACAGUGGCAGCCAGCUCUUCACCUGUGAGAUGUGCGGGAAAGCCUUUGGCCACUCCGCCAGUCUGGAACAGCACCGAGCCACACACACCCAGACCAAGGAAAAGAGUUUCAACUGCAAGAUCUGUGGGAAGAAUUUUAAACGUUCCUCCACACUGUCCACGCACCUACUGAUCCACUCAGAUACCCGGCCCUAUCCGUGCCAGUACUGUGGGAAGUGCUUCCAUCAGAAGUCUGACAUGAAGAAACACACCUUCAUCCACACAGGUGAGAAGCCUCACAAGUGUCAGGUGUGUGGGAAAGCCUUCAGUCAGAGCUCCAACCUCAUCACCCACAGCAGGAAGCACACAGGCUUCAAACCUUUCAUUUGUACUGUCUGUGGGAAAGGAUUUCAGCGGAAAGUCGACUUGCGGAGGCAUCAAGAGACACAUAUUGAUUUUAAUUCAGCUGGUUUAUAGGUCCCUGCUGCUGAAGCUCUCCAGCUGAGCCAAUGAACAGUGUCGUCUAUUUCAGCCAAUAAGCAACAAUCCAGCUCUCCAAUUCAACUAAUGAGUGAUGUUCCUGCUCUGAGAUUAAACCAAUGAAUGGUGAAUCAGCUCUUAAUACAACCAAUGAACAGCGUCCUAGCUCUCCAGUUCAAUCAGAAAUACUACAUCAUCAUCCUGCUCUCCAAAUGAACCAAAGAGACAUUGUUGCUACCCAACCAGAAUCAAUGAGCUGUUCCAGAUCCUUUUGGAAUUGGUGCAGGGAUGGUCUGCCAAUGGGUGCAAGGGAAGUAGUUCCUUCAUUCUGGUCCAGAUGGAAAACCAGCAAAACAACGUCCCUGCAAAGUUUUUUUUUAACGUAUUUUCCAAAAAUGUUAAGUUGUAACAUUGUGCCUUAACCUGGAAACCAAGUAGCGGAAUUGGAGCUGGUCAGAAUUUUCUCUGAACCUCAGAGGGCAAUGACAAAGGUCUACGUGCUUUCAUGGGGAGACAUUAUUCUCUCUAUAGCUCA
Pristis pectinata (smalltooth sawfish) is the source of this 2023-nucleotide messenger RNA. RefSeq names its product zinc finger protein Gfi-1b-like. NCBI's taxonomy places the organism in Eukaryota, Metazoa, Chordata, Chondrichthyes, Rhinopristiformes, Pristidae. The transcript is spliced from 8 exons. The record is from RefSeq and is a predicted model, not a curated record. The coding region runs from base 1 to 1485 and encodes 494 amino acids.